AUGGCCGAAAACUUCUCAUCAGUGCCGGUUCUGGACUUUCAGGAUGCAAUUUCGCCCGACACUAAAGCCAAGUUUUUAUCUCAGCUUCGACAUGCGCUUGUGGAUAUUGGGUUCUUCUAUUUAAGGAAUCCCCCGAUAACCGAAGAAACACGAAGGGAGUUCUUGGAGAAAUCAUUGGCGUUUUUUGAUUUGCCUCUUAGCAUGAAGCAUGAAAUCGAUAUGCCGAAGUCCAAGUAUUUUAAAGGAUAUACUGGACCUCGUCAGGAAAAAACGGCUGCCGAGAAGGAUGAAAGGGAAUCACUCACGCUUGGUCUCUUCGGAAUUGAAGAAUCCUCAUCGGAAGAUCAAGUUUUACCCGGGGCCUCAGGUUGUUGUCUGGUGGGGCCAAAUCAGUGGCCUGAAGAGAACACUGUUCCUGGAUUUCAACCAAGUGUCGAAACAUAUCUAUCCGAAAUUCAAACCGUGUCGGAACUUUUCACAAUUUUUAUCGCAGAAGCUCUCGAUCUCGACCCAGCCGUCUUCAGCAAGUUCUUCCACGUACCCCGUCUGAACGCGAUGCGAUUAUCCUGUUACCCAUCUCCAUAUGACCUGGAUCCUAACCAGACGGAGUUCCAAGGCGUGGGCCCUCAUAAAGAUGGCUCUUUCUUGACAUUCCUAUUACAAGGAACCGAGCAUUCUAGCCUUGAAGUCCAAACCAAAUCCGGUUCUUGGAUUGCAGUACCACCGAUCCCCAAUACAUUGGUGAUCAACAUCGGGCGCUCAUUGGAGGCAAUGACCCAUGGAGUUUGCGUUGCUACCACUCACCGGGUAAGCCUCACCCGCGAGCAGUAUCAAGGACCCAACAAUGAAAUGCUCGGCAAGCGUAUCAGCGCCGCAUUUUUCCAGUACCCCAGUUCCAGCGUCACACCGGAACAUCUCUUGUUGGAUAUACCACCUCAUAUUUUGGCUCUACGGAAGGAUAGCAAGUCAGACGCUGAGACAUUCUUCGAGGGCCUUUUCAAAACAAGUUAUAACGACGCUAUUUUAACCAAUGCGCUUACUAGCCACCCAGAAGUAGGCGCAAGAUGGUAUCCAAAUGAGCUAGCCGCUGCUCUCAGGAAGCAGAAUGAAGGCAAGCAGCUCGACGAUGUGACCCUGAAGAAGAGUGCAGCUGUUCAUUAG
Messenger RNA from Penicillium cosmopolitanum, 1161 nucleotides. RefSeq names its product isopenicillin N synthase family dioxygenase. The record is from RefSeq and is a predicted model, not a curated record. The transcript is spliced from 3 exons. Gene Ontology annotation, molecular function: dioxygenase activity. The coding region runs from base 1 to 1161 and encodes 386 amino acids. Lineage: Eukaryota; Fungi; Ascomycota; Eurotiomycetes; Eurotiales; Aspergillaceae.